GCCCUCACCGCCGGGUCGUCGCGGUGCAUUGUGGGCGCGGUAGUUUCCGCCGCAGUUAUGGUUGCCUUAAUAAAGCAUGAGUUCUCCGGUUCGCGGACUGGAAUAUAACAGGCAUCAGAGAUUCCUGCUCUGUUCCCUGCUCGUUCUCCGGAAUGCGAUCUAGGUUGGUUGUCCCAGGAUUGUCGUUGUUUAAUGGAGAAAAGUCGCCGGAUUUCGUUGCUUAAGUAGCCCUAAAAGCAUAGCCUUCAUUUUUCUGUGAGAAACUGAAAAUCAUCUUUUAAGAAGUUGCGCUUCGACUCCCUGCUUCGCCCCCCCCCCUCCCCCGGAUUCCUUGAUUAUGGUGUAAAGUUGGGCUUUUUGAACAUCUCUUCACUAUUUUGUGCUGAUCUCACUGCAUAAUGACUUUCUGUUUUACUGGUAUUCGAAGCUUCCCUAAGCUUUGGAAAAACAAUCCAUACCUCGGGCUAGGCCCAGGACACUCUUAUAACCCUCUCUUUUUGAAAGACUGUUAUGGCAUCAGGAACCAGCAGAAGUUGUUUUCCCUUCAAACAGCAUCUCCACAAAAUACCAAAGCAAUAAAUCUUCUAAGUGUGAAGGCCAGAUACCGCAGGAAAGGCAGCAGUGAAAUUUCUUCCGAGUUUCCUCAUCUUUUUGCAGCUGGAGCAGCUAAGAAGAGAUCACAGAUGAAUCCUCAGAGUAAAGAUCAUGCCUUGCCACCUGUGAGCAACAUUAUUCAACUCCCAACAAAACCUUUGAAUUCAGAGCAGUGGGAUAAACUUAAGGAAGAUUUCAAAGGAAAAGCUAAUUUUGAAAAUUGGAUCAUUUCACAGAUGGCUCAACACAAUAGCUCUGUAGAUGUGGCCAAAUCUUUGCUGGCCUGGGUAGCUACAAAAAACAAUGGUAUUGUAAGCUAUAAUUUGCUGGUCAAGUAUUUGUAUCUCUGUGUUUUUCAUAAGCAGACAUCAGAAGUUUUUGAUGUAUAUGAAAUUAUGAAAGCCAGAUACAAGAGUUUAGAAUCUGGAGCAAACACUCUUCUCAUCCGGGGAUUAAUCCAUUCAGACAGAUGGAGAGAGGCCUUGGUGCUGUUAGAAGACAUCAAAAAGGUCAUGACCCCUUCAAAAAAGAACUAUAAUGACUGUAUCCAGGGAGCUCUCCUUCAUCAAGAUGUAAACAUAGCUUGGAAUUUGUAUGAGGAAUUGUUAAGUCAUGAUCUUGUUCCUAUGAUGGAAACUUUAAAAGCCUUUUUUGAUUUGGGAAAAGACAUAAAAGAUGAUCAGUAUUCAAACAAACUACUAGACAUUCUUUUGUAUCUAAGAAAUAAUCAGCUGUAUCCUGGGGAAUCAUUUGCACACAGUAUAAAAACAUGGUUUGAGAGUGUUCCUGGAGAGCAGUGGAAAGGACAAUUUACCACAAUCCAGAAAAGUGGUCAGUGUUUGGGCUGUGGAAAAACCAUAGAGUCUAUUCAUCUGAGUCCAGAAGAGUAUGACUUUCUCAAAAGAAAAAUUCUGAGGGAUGUGAUAGAUGGAGGUGACCAAUACAGAAAGACAACACCUCAGGAACUGAAGAGAUUCCAGAACUUUGUGAAAUACUGUCCUCCUUUUGAUAUUGUCAUCGAUGGGCUCAAUGUCGCCAAAAUGUUUCCUAAAGCUCGUGAGUCUCAAGUUCUCUUGAGUGUGGUCUCUCAACUAGCCAAGCAGAAUCUGCGAGUGCUGGUCCUGGGCCGGAAGCACAUGCUAAAUUCGCGUGCCAAGUGGAAAAAGGAUGAGAUGGAAGAGGUGCAAAAGCUAGCCAGCUGUUUCUUUGCUGACAACAUCUCCGAAGACGAUCCGUUCCUUCUCUACGCCACCCUGCACUCAGGGCACCACUGCAAGUUUAUCACAAAGGAUCUGCUGCGGGACCAUAAGGCCUGUCUCGCUGAUGCCAAGACCCAGCGCCUGUUCUUUAAGUGGCAACAGGGACAUCAGCUGGCGAUUACUAACAGGUUUCCAGGAUCAAAAAUAACCUUUCAGCAUAGUCUCAGCUAUGACACGGUGGUGCAGACAACUGGGGACUCGUGGCACAUACCAUAUGAUGAAGACCUGGUGGAAAGAUAUUCCUAUGAAGUGCCAACCAAAUGGCUGUGCCUUCACCGAAGGACAUAAAGGCUCGUACCCCUCUGCUAACGUCGUGUCUGGGCGCCCUCCCGUUGGCAUUGGAGCUCUUAGGUUGACACCUAUUUAGGUCAUUGCCUCUGCCCUGUUCAAUCAGGCUUUCCUGUUUGGUUCCAUUGGUUUGUAUGUCAACAAAUUGAUUUUUUAAUUAAAUGUGUUAUAGUAUCUUUUCAUAA
Phyllostomus discolor (pale spear-nosed bat) is the source of this 2326-nucleotide messenger RNA. RefSeq names its product protein only RNase P catalytic subunit (gene PRORP). The transcript has 8 exons. Gene Ontology annotation, cellular component: mitochondrial ribonuclease P complex; mitochondrion. Gene Ontology annotation, molecular function: ribonuclease P activity; protein binding. The record is from RefSeq and is a predicted model, not a curated record. Gene Ontology annotation, biological process: tRNA 5'-leader removal; mitochondrial tRNA 5'-end processing. Lineage: Eukaryota; Metazoa; Chordata; Mammalia; Chiroptera; Phyllostomidae. The coding region runs from base 399 to 2141 and encodes 580 amino acids.